Messenger RNA from Pan troglodytes (chimpanzee), 3871 nucleotides. It is a transcript of the gene GAS2L2, whose product is annotated as growth arrest specific 2 like 2. Gene Ontology annotation, cellular component: cytoplasm; stress fiber; actin filament. Gene Ontology annotation, biological process: actin crosslink formation; regulation of microtubule polymerization or depolymerization; microtubule bundle formation. Bases 893 to 3535 code for a protein of 880 amino acids. NCBI's taxonomy places the organism in Eukaryota, Metazoa, Chordata, Mammalia, Primates, Hominidae. Gene Ontology annotation, molecular function: microtubule binding; actin filament binding; cytoskeletal adaptor activity. The transcript has 6 exons. The record is from RefSeq and is a predicted model, not a curated record.
GGGAUCAUGGUGCUAACAGAGCUGCCGGGAGAACUGGGACCCACUCAGACCUGUGCCUGCCUGUGAGUUCUGAUGGUCUGAUACUUUCACAUACAUUAUUUCUUUAUCCCUCACAACACACCAAAAAGGUAAACAUUACCCCCAUUUUACAGUUGAGAAACUAAGGUACAGAGAGGCUAGGUAGUAUAUGAUGGUCACACAGGAUUUAAGGCUACACUCAUGAGUUUUGGGCCCUAUUUCUAUGUCUGUUUCAUUCCCAUUCUCCUGUACUCACUAAACACCAAGGGGUAUGGCAACCCCUACCCCUGCUUUCCCUCCACUCCCCCAAAGUUCCCAUUUGGCCAGCCCCGUGAGAGAAGCCAGCCCCAGCCCCAACCUCUCCUCCCUCUCCCUUGGUUCUGCAGGCCAGUCCUCGCCUGCUGGGAAGGGUUAACAAGGAGUGUUUGUAGCAGCCGCUGUCUCCAAGGAGAGGGGAGGAAAGCAGAGUGGGGAGGCCGGCAGCCACCCCAGGCUCUGUGGCCGCAGCCAGCAGAGGGUAGGAGGCAGCCAGCUUGAUCUCUCCAGCUCUGGGGAAAGAGAGGAGUGUCCUCACUUCCAUCUGGCCUCAGAGGGGUGAACUCUGAGUGGACUGGGCAGCCUGAGAGCAAGGUUGCUGCAGGGCCACCAGGGAAAGCUCUGGCAAGGACUGAGGAAUGUGGGGGAGCAGGGGCUGGGCCAGGCCUGGCAGCUGAAGCCAGUGGCAAGUAGCAGCACUGGAGGUCCCGGGCUCUCAGCGAGUACACGGGAACCUCAGAAUCAGGAAGAACCCAGCUGAGACCCAGCAGCAGCGGGAGGAAAGAGGCGGCAGUGGGAGAGGGGAGGUGCCCACCUCCUCCCCUGCUAGGGUCCAGCCAUGUCCCAGCCUGCGGGAGGCAGGAGGAAGCCCAGGACCCUAGGGCCGCCUGUGUGCAGUAUCCGGCCUUUCAAGUCGAGUGAGCAGUACCUGGAGGCCAUGAAGGAAGACCUGGCUGAGUGGCUUCGCGACCUCUAUGGGCUGGACAUCGACGCAGCCAACUUCCUGCAGGUGCUGGAAACGGGCCUGGUGCUGUGCCGACACGCCAACGUUGUCACUGACGCUGCCCUGGCCUUCCUGGCUGAGGCACCUGCCCAAGCCCAGAAGAUUCCCAUGCCCCAGGUUGGGGUCUCCUACAAUGGGGCCGCCCAGCCAGGUACCUUCCAGGCCAGGGACAAUGUCUCUAACUUCAUCCAGUGGUGUCGAAAGGAGAUGGGCAUCCAAGAGGUGCUGAUGUUCGAGACGGAGGACUUGGUGCUGCGCAAGAACGUGAAGAACGUGGUGCUGUGUUUGCUGGAGCUGGGCCGCCGGGCGUGGCGCUUUGGUGUUGCGGCGCCCACACUCGUGCAGCUGGAGGAGGAGAUCGAGGAGGAGGUGCGGCGGGAGCUGGCCCUGCCCCCGCCCGACCCCUCGCCGCCAGCGCCCCCCAGGCGCCAGCCCUGCCACUUCCGCAACCUGGACCAGAUGGUGCAGAACCUCGUGAGCCACUGCACGUGCCCAGUGCAGUUCUCCAUGGUCAAAGUGUCUGAGGGGAAGUACCGUGUGGGUGACUCUAACACCCUCAUCUUCAUCCGGAUCCUCCGGAACCAUGUGAUGGUACGUGUAGGGGGCGGCUGGGACACACUGGGCCAUUAUCUGGACAAACAUGACCCCUGCCGCUGCACAUCCCUCUCACACAAGCCAGGCAGCUUCCUGAAGCCCCCGGCCCCACCAGUGCAGCAUGAAGUAAGGGUACAGGAUGGACCCUCACAGACCCAGCCUACAAUGACCAUCAGCCGCUCACAGAGUCCACCACCCCCUGUGGACUGGAAGACAUAUACCUCUUCAGACCGAAGGCUGAGGCCCCCCACCCCAUCCUCCCCCAGACCCCGCAGGGAACGGGGAGCAGGGACGGGGGCCUCCAGAGAGAUGGCACCAUUCCUGAGGUGCCAGGAGAGGUCUCUCAUCCCAUCUUGGAGGCAGCCGACAGCUGGGGACAGCCCACCCAGCCCCCAGUCCUCAUCUACCCAAAAAGGCCGAGACCCACAGUGUACCUUGUCAGGAAAGAGGGAGGAGAGAUACCCCCCUGAACUCCCCAGGGGAAGGAUUCCCACAUCUUGGGUUCAUGAAGAAACAGACAGCUGGGGAACCGAUGCCGGGAACCCCACCCCACAAAGACUCCGAGCCAUUGAGGCCACCACCAAAGGGAUAUCAGCAAGAGGACCAUCUCCCCUGCCUCGUUCCUUUGGCCCAGCCGAGUGCCUGGGCCUCAGGCUGCCACUCCGGGAUGAGGCCAAGGGUGCGUUCUUUCAGUUCAGGGAGCCAGAGUCUGUCCGUUCUCCAACCCCUGUCCAAGGCCUAACCAAGAUCCCCAUCCGGCUGCCCCCUGCUCGCCCCCCGACACCAGGAAGGAGCUUUCCUGGUGCUACAAGUGGAAGUCCCAGGACAGAACUUGGGAGAGACCCCAUCCCACUAAGGGCCGUCACUGUGGACCUGGCUGGGUCCACGCAUGGGGACUGCUCUGUGGAAGUGAGGCAGGAGGACCAGCAGCUGGACAUCCAGGUCAUGGCAGAGGCCAGAGAGUCCUGGGACCUGGGCCCACAGGAGCACGAGGGGCGGUACACACCUCUGCCCUUGGGCAGGAACAAGGAGCAGGCCAUCUACUGUAGCCUUGAAGAGGAGAUUUUGGGCAACAUGAAGCUGCUAGAAGUCAGGAGUGCCUGUCUGCAGGGCACAAGGUCUGGGGUCAUCCCUCGCAGUGGGGUCUACAUCCCCAGGCUGGUUGGGCAGUGGCCUGAGCCUGGGGGUCCUUAUGACAAAGUCAUCCAAGAACUGGCUCAGGGCCCCCCAUCCCUCCUUAAAGUGGACCUGGAAGCCUGGAAGGCAGCCCCGACUGGCUCCCCUAAGCCAGCUGUUACCCCAGGACCGGGAAGCCUCAAAGGGAAGUUGGGAGCCAGACAGAGUGGGCCCAGGACAAAGGCAAGCCUGAGUGCCAAGGGCACCCACAUGAGGAAGGUCCCACCUCAGGGAGGGCAGGACUGCUCGGCUUCUACUGUGUCUGCCAGCCCGGAGGCCCCCACACCUUCGCCCUUGGACCCCAACUCUGACAAAGCCAAGGUAUGUCUGAGCAAGGGCAGGAGAACUCUCCGAAAGCCCAAGAGGGUCCCGUCCAUCUACAAGCUGAAGCUGAGACCCAGGAUUCGGCCCCGGAGAGACCACAGGCCUGAGAAGCAGCCUUCACGAAUCCCCAAGCCACUGGCCUAUGUCUUCCUGGGUCCAGCCAGGCAGCCCCCCAAGGACAGGCUGUUGAGAGCUGUGCUGGGCAGCAAGGGAGGGGAGGCAUCCCGGGUGGAUGGAGCUUCAGUAGGUGAGGAGGAGGAGGAAGGAAAGGAGGAGAAAGAGCCAGCCGCUCCAUUGGAGAGCAGCCCCCAACCUCCAGAGGGCCUGCAACCUCACUGGCUUAAUCAAGCUCCACUUCCACCUGAGGAGGAGUCCUGGGUCUGAGGCACAUGAACGUGUUGGGUAGGAGGGAAGCAAAAAGGAUGGCCAUGUAUACACUGGAUUCACAGCUGCGGGAACAGAAGGGAUGUUCCCUCACCUCCACACAGGGCCUUGGGCAGGAGUGGGUCAGAAGACAAAUAUAGACUCCAUCUGCUCAUCUGAGCAAAGGGGCAACCCAUUGCUCUCACUCCAACUCCAGAGGUAGGCCAGGGGCAGUAGGACCAUCCUAUAUCUCAUUACUCUCCCCUAGAACGGCUCACCACACUCCUGGCCUCUGGCCCCUGGCCAUGCCCACCUGUUUCCAUAACUCCCAUAAGUUAUUAAAUGCAUGUGAUUCUG